AUGUUAUUUAGAUUGACUUCAAUCUCAAAUGCACAUCGCUCGUAUACACAUGCAGAUAUUCACCAUCCGCUUUACAAAAUGUUAGACAUUGACACGUCUUAUCAGCAUAGGACAACCUCCAUGAGCAGCGUAUAG
Messenger RNA from Trichoderma gamsii, 135 nucleotides. RefSeq lists its product as hypothetical. The record is from RefSeq and is a predicted model, not a curated record. The transcript has a single exon. Bases 1 to 135 code for a protein of 44 amino acids. Lineage: Eukaryota; Fungi; Ascomycota; Sordariomycetes; Hypocreales; Hypocreaceae.